Molecule: messenger RNA, 2635 nt
Organism: Botrytis porri
Lineage: Eukaryota; Fungi; Ascomycota; Leotiomycetes; Helotiales; Sclerotiniaceae
Exons: 2
Coding region: 481-2535 (684 amino acids)
Source: RefSeq, a predicted model, not a curated record
GCGAUCAGACGAGCACAGCCAAGCGAAGCUGAUGACACAAAUGACAUGCACCUUUUAAAAUAUAUGAUUACUCCGGUUCAUCCUUGCGAUUGAUAAUCCAGCUGAACAACAGCCUUAGUGGGGUUGAAGCUAUCAUCAUAUCUGAUAUCUAUUAAUAAUUGGACAAUGGAUGAUGGCUGUUAGGCGACGUAUCUGAUCGGCUUGCCAAGCGUAUCGUUCCAAGAUUCAUGCUUAAAUCUGAUCUGCAACAUCUGGCGCACCUUCUAUAUUGGGUUCAUUCUCCAGAGGCUGAGUGAAUUGCAUGGUUAAGGUGGGGUUGAAGAUUAUUACCCUUGCGAUAUUGGAUAUUGCUACUGCGGGGCAAAUAACAGAGGGAGGGGCUGAAACACAAGAUGUAAGUUCGCCUCUUCCAAAAAGUUAAGAAUUGAGUGCAAUACAAACAUAUUCAUUUCAACUUUCUUUCCAUUCCAUCCAACGAUCAUGGCAAUUCCGAAAACGAAUUAUCCUAUCGAUGAGCCCACCAUUCAAAGCGACGAGAAAGAGGCAAACGGCGUUAGUCAACCCUUCAAGAACGAAGAAGGCGUCGAUGGGCCACUUCUCUUAGCAUUGCUGAUGGGAAAUAACAAUGCCAAUGAAUGGGCUGCUGCUCAACCAGCUCCAGAUGCUGUUUCCGACACCUUGAAUCCCGACUACUAUGCUCUCGAGCUGGCCUCCGCUGGAAAUGGCAAUGAAGAAGGACUCGAUAACGACCCAACCUCUACCGACGGCGAGGAUGGACCUCUCCUUUUCGUGCUCUUGUUAAACAACCAGAACAACAACAAUGUGAGAGACCCUAGGUUGAAUAAUGUACGACCGAGUGAUACCUUGGAUCCAAGAGAUGUCGCUCUUGAGCUGAAGCCUACUCCAAGUGAAAUUGAGGACACGGCUGACAGUAGAUCAUCUACUAUCGACGGCGAGGAUGGACAACUUCUCCUGACAUUGCUUCUCACCAACCAGAAUCAGAAUCAGCUCACUAAAGGUCCAGAUAGCGCUAUUUUUGACACCUUAGACCCGAGAAGUUUCACUCUUGAAUUGAAGCCUGCUGAAGGGGGUAAUAGCGAGAAUAUUGACAGUCAAUCCGUUGACGGCGAGGAUGGACCACUUCUCCUGGCACUGACUGACGUUAAGGUCCCCACAAAAGCAUUCAGCGCCAUUCCUGAUACUUUGGAUCCUAAGAGUGUCACCUUGGAACUGAAAUCUGCAGCUGUUGAUGAUGCAAAUUUCAAUAAAUCAUCCAUCGAUAUACUCUCCAACAACGAUCAGAAAUCUGGGGAUAUUAUUAUAAAAGCUAUUCCCGAUGUUAUGGAGAUGAAAACUCAAUUACUAGAGUUACAAUCCCCUAAGGAUACUAUCACUGAAGCAAUCCCCGAUGUUAUGGAAAUGAAGACUCAGCUACUGGAGCUACACUCCCCCGGAAACGACGAAGCCAAUAACAUCCCUGUCAUAUUGAAAGUGAAUUCUCAAGCCCAAAAAGCUCAGAUACUCGCAAUGCUUCAAGGCCGAUCAAUUCCCGUGACCCUCACUUCGAAAGAUACCACAGGGAAUCUUGCAAAUGGAACACUUGACAGAGCGCAAGUUACCACUGCAAAUUUGCAAUCUUCGCCCCGCGAGGCCAAAAAUGGUAAUUUAAGCGCGGAGCAACUACAAUUCUGGAGAGAAAAUGGAUAUCUCGUCAUCCCAGACACACUAUCCGACAGCCAAAAAGAUAACUUACUUAAGACUGUACAUGAAGCGGCACAAGUACUUGCUGGCGGUGGCGAGAGAGUAAAAAAACAUGCCUAUCUCCCCGGGCAGAAAUCGUACGUGAGUCCUGUGGGUCGAGCAAUCGCCACAUUGAGUGGACAUGGCUUUAAUCCCGCCGUCGAACCCCUAAAACGUAUCCAACGAAUCGGCUGCGGCAUCCACCGGGUCAUGCCCCCCUUCCGAAAAGCCAUCCUCAGUCCCUUCCACUCCACACUCGCCCAAUCCCUCGGCUACCAAGACCCACGCAUUUACCAAAGUCUGAUCAUCGUGAAAGCGGCCGAGGUUGGCGCGCGCGUGAUUCCUCACCAAGAUGGCUGUUCGGGAUUCACAAAUCCAUCGAGUUGCACGACUUUCUGGUACGCGCUUGAAGAUUGCUCGACGGAGAAUGGAUGUUUGGCGGUUGCGCCGGGGAGUCAUCGUACACAACCUAUUACGAGACGUUGUAUUACUAAUGGGAAUGGACAGCCGGUAUUUACUGAUUUGGAAAACCCGGUCUAUGCGCAGAUUGAGGGGGUGGAUGAUUCGACUCUGCCAAAGAAGAAUGAGAAGGGAGAGUUUGAGUAUAAGAAGUUAGAGGUGAAAGCAGGAACUUUGAUAUUGAUGCAUGGUAAUUUGAUGCAUAAGAGUGAGGCGAAUCAAAGUAGGAAGAGUCGUGCUGCAUUUAACUUUGGGGUUGUGGAGGGUGAACACGCGUGGCUUCAAGAUAACUAUCUUCAGCCUUAUGAAGGAACGACGGAGUUUGAGAAAUUGUGAAGCAGUUAUAGAGUUUCAAUCUUAUGUUCUGUUUUUUGUAUGAAUUUUAAUAGCAAAUCAAGAGUUUAAAUUAAAUCAGAAUAAUCCUUUCACUAACUUU